AUGAAACAUGAUCAUGUACGAUGAACACUGAUAGAGGGUAAGUCUUUGCCCAAACUAAUUUGAGGGGCUAUAUAUCUCUUGUUGACAGGAACAUCACACCAAAAACUCAUCUUACAUUUUGAAGGAGGCAUCGAGACAAAGCUGACAAAAAGAAUCAAUUCUGUCAAUGAGGCAAGCCCUUGUUCUAGCGCUUAAGAAUCAAUUAUCAAUCAUUAAACCAUCAUCAUCUUCAAGCAAUAAUCUUAUUAAUCGGUGACUUUGUUUUAACAGUCUCCGAGAGGAAAGAUAUGCAGCUGAAGAUGAUUGUUACAAAAUGUUUAAAGGAUGAUGUGUGUUAGAUUGACCCACCCCGAGUGAGUCUCACAGAAUCAAUCACACACGUCGUAUGCUCAUUCUCCACUUAAAAAAACUUCCCAAACAUAGAUUACUUUCAGUAGAGGACGCGUGUCUUGGUUUCCCGUUCUUAGUAACUUACACAGAAAACAAGGUGAUAUAUUCUGUGCAGUGGUCUCAUGAGUUCACGUGAAUAAAGAUAAGUAGAUUCAUUUGCCUCCUCGUUUCAGUAUUGAGAUACUUUUCGGUGUUUAUGUCAAACCACUCACUACAAACAACUUUAUAACCCAACAGCCUUUAUUCAUUUUAUGGUGGUUACGUUUUGGUUUCUCAACAAAAAAUAAUUAGACCAAUACAUAUUAUCUCUCCUACUAUCACUCAUGAUAUUUUUAUACAUCUCUAAACUAAAACAAAACCAGUUUUUUUUUUUCCUUUAUACAGAUAUAUGGUCUAUCACUUGUGAGUUAUGAUAUUUUUUCUUUAUAAAUAUCGCAAAGAAUUUUCAUUUUUCGUAUAAAAGAUAAUAAUAUUAGUAGUUUUUUAGGACAUGGGUGGAGUAAUGCGGUCGUGUAAAGGUAUAAUGCACAAAACGACGAGUUUAUCUUUCUUUCACGUAAAAAACGACAAGAGUGGUGGUAGUUAGACUCUGAAAGAGGGAGGGGGAGACAAAAUAACACAAGGGGGUUGAUAAAUCACGAGGCUUCACGUGAAGUGCACGUGAAGGUGGCCAAAAAGCCAAAUUGUGAGUCCCAUCUAAACAUGCUUUUACAAUUGGACCCAAUCUUUAUGGCGUGAAGGUUCUUUCCACUCACGUGGACCUCUUUCCCGAGUUUGCCCGUCUCUCUCACUAGCACAACUACAUUAUCACUGUGUUAAAUUCCAUGCAGUAUUUUUACUAUUCGCUCACUAAUCUCUCUAAUUAAUUUAUAAAUUAUUUUGUUUAUUUUCCAUGGAAGAUACAUUCUUAGAUCUACUGUGAACAAAAGAACAAAUAUAGUGGGGAAAUUUUAAAAAUUAAAUGGUUAUUUGCUGCUUGCUAGACCAUACUAUUUACAUGUCUGUACAAUUUAUUAUUUAUGAAUAUGGAAAAAUGGAAAUAUAGGUUCCCAAAUUAUUUAUUAGUUUUUUUUAAAAAACGCUUAAAUUAUUUAUUAGUUUACGUUGGACAUUUUUUUUUGUCAUUGCAUAUAAAACUUCAUGUUGUAGAAUAAAAGUGAAUUUUUUCCUAAAUCUCUAAAUUAAUAUAUAGAUAUAUAUAUAUAGGCUUCGAAGAAAUUAGUUGCAUUAUUGUUGGAGGAUCGUCGGAAGAGAUUUUAUGGUCCACCGUUAUAUAUUUGCAUGGUCCACCGUUAUAUAUUUUAUACAUACAUGUAUAUCAUGACAAAAGUAUCAUAAAGUGUAAAUUCUCGAGAUUUAGUUAUUAAGAAACCUACACAAGAAAAUAUCUAAAAGUAUUUUACAGACUAUGGUUAAGUACUAUAUGAUAAAAGCCGAAUCAUAACAUCAGGCGUGAAGAGAAAUAACCUUACUUGUAACUUAUAAAACAUGUUUUUACAGCAGUAUAGUCACAACAUUUACUUUUUCAUAACAAAAGACCGUAGUUAUAACAUUUACUGUCAUUUUAAAAUGGAGAAAUAAAUAAAAUAAUAAGUUGUCAGCGUAGAUUUGACUUUCCUUAUUUUUAUCUGAUUUUUUUUUUCUUUUUUUGGAGCACAGAAAAAUGGAGCGGUGGAGAAGAGAAGUUGGUCAUAGUUAAACUCAUAAAAGGUUGUCUCUCUGGGAGUCUUUCUUUGUCUUUCACUAUCACCCAUACACUCUUGUCUUCUCCCACACUAUCCGAGGUCGAGGUACGUAUAGCUGCAGUUACCCACAUAUCAAUUCCAAUAAUAUUAUCAAGACCUAUAACUAUGAGAUAUACACGUACUCUUUUAUUUACUAAAUAAUUUUACUACGUACUAAAUGUCUAGUUAAUUCGAACCUCUUCUUGUUAUGAUUUUCUUAAAAUAUUAUAAAGCAUUCAAAGCUUCAUUUAACAAGCACAAAUAUACCUUCACUAGCGUCCAUUGUUUGUGUUAUGAAAGCAUAGUGUAUAUCGAAGGCACAAAUACGGUAGAUAUGAAAUUUAUCCGUCAGAACUCAAUCCUAAAGUAACGAGUAUACUACUUUUCAGAAAAGAAAUAAAUGCUUCUUUUUAUUUAUUAAAAUAAGAAUUUACAAAAAGGGUUGCAAGUACGGAAUAUAAGUAUAUAUAUAUACGUAAAUGCACCUCUUCAUGAAUCAUGUGAACCCCAAGAAAGAAGACCAAAGUGUGAAUUCUAAAUCUCUCCCAUUCUGCAACUCAUAAACACCAAAAAAAGCUUCGUUCAAUUUACUUCGAUGGGAAAAAAUCUCUGUGCAUCGUCCUCCCAACCAAACAUGAUUUCUCCAUCAUCGAGCUUAAAACCAACAUUAAACGAUCAAGAUUAUAUGGAACUGGUUUGCGAAAAUGGGCAGAUUCUUGCAAAGAGUCGAAAAACCAACAACAACGGCUAUUUUCAGAAUCAACGAAGGCAAUCGAUAUUGGAUUUGUACGAGAGCGAGUACGAUGAGAGUUUCAAGAAAAACAUCAAGAAUCAUGAAGAGACACAAGUUGUUCCUGUGAGUGACGAACAAACUAAUAAUAAAAAGAGGACUAAACCCUCCAAGAAUGAAUUAGAGAGAGAUCUUUUGAAAGGCAGCAAACGUUUUGAGUCACCAACGUUGAAUGGUUAUUCUUUGAAUGGUUUAAAGAAUGUUGAAGUUAUCAAAGCUCCUCCUGAUGAGCAAUCUGAAGCUGUUGGAAGAUCCACAAAAUUGUAUUUUACGCCUUCAUCUAUGCUUUCUCGAGGAACUUCUAGAGAUCUAAGUAGUUCUUCAAAGAAGAGGAAGUGUGGAGACAAUGAAGAAGAAGAAGAAGAAACAACUUAUCUAAGUAAUAGUUCGGAUGAUGAAUCAGAUGAUGCUAAAACACGAGUUCCUGCGAGAACAAGAAAGACUAUGGCUAAGAGAAAACGAAGCACUGAAGUCCAUAGGUUAUCUGAAAGAAAGCGAAGACACGAGAUCAGCAAGAAAAUGCGUGCUUUGCAGGAUCUACUACCUAACUGUUACAAGGAUGAUAAGGUAUCAUUGCUGGACGAGGCGAUCAAAUAUAUGAGGACUCUUCAACUUCAAGUUCAGAUGAUGAGUAUGGGAAAUGGAUUUAUACAACCAUCUGUGAUGCUACCAAUGGGUAAUUACUCUCCCAUGGGUCUAGGAAUGCAUAUGGGCGCAGCAGCAACAACACCAUCACUACCACAAUUUAUGCCUAUGAACGUUCAAGGAACCGGUUUUCAUGGGAUUACCAAUGCAUCAUCACAAAUGCUAAGUGCCUUUCUUAAUCAUCCCACAGGACUAAUCCCAAACUCUCCCAUCUUUUCUCCAUUAGAAAGCUGCUCUCAGCAACUGGUCACUCCUUCAUGUUUUCCUGAGACUCAAACUACUUCCUUUAGUCAGUUUCCAAUGUCUGGGUCGACCACGAACUUCGAAGAUGCUAUGCAGUUUAGAGGAAGCAGUGGUUAUUAAUCAUUGUUCGCUGAACUUAAAGAUUUGUAGAUAGUUGAUGAUGUCUAUUAUUUUCAAAGUGGACGUACAAUGUUCAACUAUAAGCUAUAACUUGAAUCAUGGAGUGUAUAACAGUCUCAAAUAGAGGAUGUGCAUUUGCAUAAAUAAUAACAAAAAAAGAAUUGCACAAUAAGUGAAAACAGAACAUGAAUGUAUUCUCGGGAUACAGUAAUUCCGAGUCGUUGAAGUGUAAAAUUGAACUUUCGACAAUGUACGUACGUCUGGUCUGAUCAGAGGAUAGCAGAUUAGGGUUUCUAAACUUUCCUAAUUUCCUCAAUGUGGUUUUUUUUUCAGUGGUAAUGAAAUUAAACGGCUUCGAGAACCUCGGGCUUGACGGGAUUUUUAGUGGACUUAAUAUUCUUUAUUAAGAUUUUUUUUUUUCUGAUAACCUUUAUUAAGUAUUACUAGGUUAAUACCCGAGCUACGCCGCGGACAAAGAUAUUAUAUAAAUUUUGUAUUUUCACAGAAUUAGUAUUAAUCUAAUUUGAUAAUGUAAUUUCUGCAGCUCUUGAUAGUGUAUCAAAUUUGCUUAAACAAUUUCAAAAAGCAUACACACUAAUAGAUAUUAUAAAAAUUUAUCCUAUAAUGAUAAGCAUUACUUUUUAUGAUUAAUUUUUUAUGAUUAAUAUAGCAUUUUUUGUAGAGCAAUUCUUCUAAAUAGAUCAUUUUCAAUUUUUAGUCACAAAAAUAGAUCACAAGGAGGAAAAUGACCAAAAUAUCUCAUUUAAUAAGUAAAAGGACCCUAACACCAUAGAUAUAUAAAAAAUAAAAUUAAAAUAAAUUUUAAAAAUUAAAAAAAAAUAAUUU
Messenger RNA from Brassica rapa (field mustard), 4758 nucleotides. RefSeq names its product transcription factor PIL1. Gene Ontology annotation, biological process: regulation of DNA-templated transcription. The record is from RefSeq and is a predicted model, not a curated record. Lineage: Eukaryota; Viridiplantae; Streptophyta; Magnoliopsida; Brassicales; Brassicaceae. Gene Ontology annotation, molecular function: protein dimerization activity; DNA-binding transcription factor activity.